AACUAAAAUGUGGACACAACUCUGAUUUCAAACUUGCAAAAUAUGCAGAGAGAAACAAACCAUAUAUGAGACAUCACCUAUGCCUAUUACUUUAGUAUGGGAAAAAAUGUUCAUAUCUGGCAAUACAAUUGCAUAAACAAGUCCGGCAAAGUAAAGUCCCAUUUCUCAUCUCAGAGAAACCCAAUUUCCCUAUCUCUACACCUUAGCAUCCUCCACUCUUUGUCCAUCCAGUCUUCACAAAAUAAUGAGGAAUUCAAUCUCUCCAAUCUCCAUCUUUCUUCUUCUUGUUGUUCUUUUCCCCAUUUUCCCUCCAUUAACCCGAUGCUCCAUCCUUCCAUUGAAUGAAAGUGACAAUUUGAUAGAGGAAAUAUGCAAGCAAACACCCCACUAUGACCUUUGCCUCUCAUAUCUGCAGUCCAACCCUCAAAGCUCAAAUGCAGAUGCCAAAGGUCUAGCCCAAAUCAUGGGCGAUAUCCUCUUGGCAUGUGCAACGGAGGAACUGAAUUACAUCGAGGGACUGAUUAAGCAGGCCCCAGAACCAGAGCUAGAGCGAUCCUUGGCUUACUGUGCAGAACUAUACAUCCAAGUUGUGAAGUAUACUCUCCCACAAGCACUAGAUGCUUUGAGUAAAGGUGAGUACAAGUUCGCCAACUAUGGCAUUGCCGAUGCUGGCAAGGAGGCCCAAACAUGCGAGAAGAAGUUCUCCGGUUCAACCGAUUCACCGGUGACUGAUCGGAACAAUCUUGUUGAGAAUCUCUCUGAAGUGGCCAAAGCCAUUAUCAAUGUAUUGUUGAAGGGUUAGUUUAUUCUCUUUCUUCAUUUAUGAUAGUGCUUAAUUGUCGUGUAAUGGGGAAUCUCUGCAAUAAUUGUUCAGAGCCUUUUGUCAGAUUUUUAUCUGUUUUGUCUAGAUGAAUGUACCUGGAGCAGCAGUUUCAACCCUAAA
Messenger RNA from Carya illinoinensis, 943 nucleotides. RefSeq names its product cell wall / vacuolar inhibitor of fructosidase 1-like. Gene Ontology annotation, biological process: negative regulation of catalytic activity. NCBI's taxonomy places the organism in Eukaryota, Viridiplantae, Streptophyta, Magnoliopsida, Fagales, Juglandaceae. Gene Ontology annotation, molecular function: enzyme inhibitor activity. The record is from RefSeq and is a predicted model, not a curated record. Bases 245 to 802 code for a protein of 185 amino acids. The transcript has a single exon.